This is a messenger RNA of Lentinula edodes (shiitake mushroom), 1780 nucleotides long. RefSeq lists its product as uncharacterized. Lineage: Eukaryota; Fungi; Basidiomycota; Agaricomycetes; Agaricales; Omphalotaceae. Bases 96 to 1478 code for a protein of 460 amino acids. The record is from RefSeq and is a predicted model, not a curated record. The transcript is spliced from 10 exons.
ACAGCGUUGGAUAAAUAAAUCGUAUGCCUCAGAGUUUUAGUCUCUGGCACUCCCUCUCAAAUUCAACGGUUGGAAUUUCCGAUUUUUCACCUUGAAUGGUCUUGCUCUUCCUCCUUCUCUUGGUGGCUCUAUUGGCAAAGGCGGAUGGAGAUGUUGCGUGCACAGGAACUGGGCUAAAUUGGUACAUCAACAUGGUUGGAGAGAGUCCUUGUACGACGUACGAAAGACUUCGUCAAAUAUGCAACCCGUCAUACCAAGUCGGUACCAUGAACGUCAACACUCCUCCGGAUGCUUGUGAUGAGCAAGUUGCGGACUGCUGCUGCAAUUCGGUUGCCUUCACCUUGAGCAUGCUCUGCCUCAAUUGCCAACAAGGAGGAAGCGGCAAUGGAAUUGACGCAGGUAAAGGUGCCUACCAGCUCUACCUGCAGGGUUCUCGUUCGCCUGGACAAUGGUGCAGCCCCGUCACGAACACGAGACCCUUUCCUAGUCUUCCAAAUAACAUCGAUACUGCAGUGUGUGAUCGCAACAUAAAGAUCAUCGACGAUAUCCGUACUGGGCUCUUUUGGUCCGAUGGGAGCUGGUUCUAUGUCUGGUCAUACGAGGCUAUCAGUAAAGACGUAGGUGCAAACAACAACAACGCUUUCACGCACUGUCCUACUACGAGUAUAAGCACAACUAGCACUUCCACCUCUUCUUCAGCCACGUCAACUUCGGUCUCCGGAAGUAUAGCCACGGUAGCAGUUCAGGCUGUUGAUACAACUGAUAUUCCUUUGUCUUCGAAUUCAGCUAGUAGUUCAACCACACCCGCCAGUGUGACAUCCAGUGCUGGAUCUGCUUCUAUUCCUGCCAGUGGUUCCACGAUCAUACUCGGGACAACUUUCUCCGUGAUCCACCCUUCUUCUAAUUCGUAUUUCGGGAGCCCGCCUAUGUCAACGUCGAUAUCCAGUGAUGCUAACGGUACCACUCCUGGAAGCACUGAGGGGUCCAAUCAGACCUUCUUGGCUCCAUCUUCUCAUACGAGUAAAGGUUUGAUAAGUGGAAUUGCGGGUGCAGCUAUCGGCAUCGUUUGUGCACUGUUGGCAUUGUGGUUUUUCUGUCGCUCUUCGAGGAAACGCAAGGGUGCAAGCAGGACAGUAACACAUACGCCGGCGAACGUUGAGCCUUUCGCCGAUCGAGAGCCUUCAUGGUAUACAGCAGGUUCAAACUAUGGAAAAUCGACCCCCUUUAUACCCCGGCCACGGAAAUUGGAGCUUGAGAACAGAAGCAAUUCGAGGAUCCAGCUGGAAUUGACAUCGGCUUAUUAUAACGAUCUGGAGACCGAUGAUCAACGCGAUAGUAGCCAUGGACUAUACUCAGAUGCGAUGGCCUCAGAUACGUUGUUCCCAGUGAGACACAUUGACGCCGGGCCUGCGCGAGGGGUGGUGGAAAGAAGGAUGUCGGGGAGCUUGCCCCCUGCAUACGGCGAGCAGAUACUUUGAUUUGCAGAUCUCUGUUCAUGUUAGAAAGUAGUACGCUCUUGCUCUUCUUCUGGACUUCUUUUUUAUACGGACACUGCACACCACUAUGAUAUCACGACAAGAUAUAAUUUUCACUCGAGAUUGUUCAAAGUUUUCGGUAUGCACUGCAAGCUUCUCAACGAAUUUCCGCGAUGAGCAUACGAAGAAGCUCAUCUUAGGAUAAGAUAAGGCCGGCGAAUGAGAGACGCCUAGCGCGCAUUAAGCGCUUAAUCUCUUCUACUUCCGUCUCUCAUCGCCUCACGUAUAAUACGCCAUAUCUUCGA